Molecule: messenger RNA, 7454 nt
Organism: Peromyscus eremicus (cactus mouse)
Lineage: Eukaryota; Metazoa; Chordata; Mammalia; Rodentia; Cricetidae
Gene: Dnaaf9
Product: dynein axonemal assembly factor 9
Exons: 36
Coding region: 80-3421 (1113 amino acids)
Source: RefSeq, a predicted model, not a curated record
CUCCGCCCUGCCGCUAGCCCGCUGCGGUGCCGGCCCCAGCGACCCUCCGCGGCCCGGUGGUCCUCCGCAGCCAGCCUCCAUGGACUCGUUCGCCCCACAGCAGCCGAGGCUGCCCCGCGCGCGCUUCGCUGGCACCUCUGGCCGUGGGGCGGCCUCCGUCAGCUGCAGCCGACUCCGCCAGGUUCAGAGCAUCCUGACACAGAGCAGCAAGUCUCAACCUGAUGGGAUUCUCUGCAUCCUAGGGAUUGACAGCAGGUACAAUGAAGGCUGCAGAGAGCUGGCAAAUUACCUUCUGUUUGGUUUAUACAGUCAGAACACCACUGAUUUUGAGAAAACGGGAUUUUCUGAAGAAAUUCUAGAUGAUGUGAUUAUAUUGAUUAAAUCAGAUAGUGUCCAUCUGUACUGUAACCCUGUCAACUAUCGAUACCUUUUGCCUUAUGUAGCACAUUGGAGAAACCUACAUUUCCACUGCAUGACGGAAAAUGAGUAUGAAGAUGAGGAAGCAGCAGAAGAAUUUAAGAUUUCCAGCUUUGUGGACAUGGUUCGAGACUGCAGUAGAAUUGGUAUUCCUUACAGCUCUCAAGGUCACUUACAGAUAUUUGAUAUGUUUGUGGUGGAGAAGUGGCCAAUUGUACAGGCCUUUGCACUUGAAGGCAUUGGAGGUGAUGGAUUUUUUACCAUGAAAUACGAGUUACAGGAUAUAAGUUUGAGUCUGUGGAAUGUCUACAGCAAGAUGGACCCUAUGUCUCUGGAGAAUAUGCUUUCAGAAGACUUGGUGGUGUUUGAGCAUCAGUGGACAAGCUUCUUUGCUAAUUUUGACACAGAAAUCCCUUUCCUGCUGGAACUUUCAGAAUCUCAGGCGGGUGAGCCGUUCAGAAGCUACUUCAGUCAUGGAAUGAUCUCCAGCCACAUUACUGAAAACAGCCCUCACCGACAGCCGUUUGUUCUCUUUGGUAACCACUCGACACGAGACAACCUGAGCGCUGGCAGCUUUAACUUCCCUUCUGAGGGCCACCUGGUGCGCAACACUGGUCCUGCGGGGAGCUUUGCCAAGCACAUGGUCGCUCAGUGUGUCUCACCAAAGGGACCUCUGGCGUGUUCAAGGACGUACUUUUUUGGCGCUACUCAUGUUCCUUACUUGGGUGACGGCGACAAGCUGCCCAGGACAACUGAACAAAUUAGGCUCUUAUCCCAGAUAUAUGCUGCUGUUAUUGAGGCUGUUUUGGCUGCCAUUGCAUGUUAUGCUAAAACUUGCAGUCUGGCAAAGGCCAAGGAGGUAGCAGAGCAUACUCUGGAAUCUGAGCUAGUAUUCACUGAAUUGGUUUCAUUCAAAGCAGAUCUACGCUCCAAGGUGGCUUUUCAUAUUCAUGCUGUGAAUAACCAGGGAAGAAUUGUGCCUCUGGAUAAUGAAGAUAGCUUAUCCUUUGUGAAAACGGCUUGUAUGACUGUCUAUGACAUUCCCGACUUGCUGGGAGGAGGAGGAGGAUGCUUAGGAUCUGUGGUCUUCUCAGAGUCAUUUUUGACAUCUCGGAUCCUGGUUAAAGAAAAGGGUGGCACUAUUACCCCAGAAACCAGCUACGUUGUCCUGACAGCCGCCAUCCCCAGAUUCUGUUCCUGGCUGGUAGAAGAAAAUGAAAUAAAAUUGUCUGAGAAAACCCUGCAAGCAACAAGGGGGGACGAGUGUUUCUUGGGCACGUUGCUAACAGGAGGAAAAGGAGCGUAUCUUUAUUCCAACAGUCCACAGUCCAGGCCUGAGGAAGGGAAUGUGCAUUUUUUCUCUGGUGGCCUUCUGUUUUCUCACCGUCAUCAUGGAAGUAUCAUCAUUUCCAAGGAUCACGUGAAUUCUGUCUCCUUCUAUGAUGGGGAUUCCACCAGCAUAGUGGCCGCCCUGCUCAUCGACUUCAGAGGCUCUCUACUUCCUCAUCUCCCAGUUCAGUUCCAUGGACCAAGCAAUUUUCUGAUGAUUGCUCUUUUCCCCAAAUCAAAGAUAUAUCAAGCAUUUUACUCAGAGGUCUUCUCCUCCUGGCAACAGCAGGAUAACUCAGGGCUUUCUUUAAAAGUGAUCCAGGAAGAUGGAUUAUCUGUGGAACAAAAGAGGCUGCACUCCAGUGCACAGAAGCUCUUCAGUGCCCUGAGCCAUCCUGCAGAAGAGUGGAGCUCUCCGAAGCUGCUCUCGGCCAAACUCCCAGAGUUGGAGCGGUUUCUCCAGCAUUUUGCUAUCAGCAGUGUUGGUCAGGAGCCUGUGAUGCGGACCCAUCUUCCAGACCUGCUGCAGCAAGCUGAAAUCAGCCCUGCUCAUGGAUUAGAAAGUGACAAGGUCAUCAUCAGCAUUGUAACUGGUCUCCCUGGCUGUCACGCUAGCAAGCUCUGUGCUUUCCUGGUCACUCUGCAUAAGGAGUACGGCAGAUGGAUGGUAUACCGCCAAAUCAUGGACAGCUCUGAAUGUUUCCAUGCUGCCCACUUCCAAAAAUACCUUUCCAGUGCCCUGGAGGCCCAACAGAACCGCUCUGCCCGACAGUCAGCCUACAUCCGCAAGAAGAGCAGACUGCUGGUGGUGUUACAAGGUUACACAGAUAUCAUUGACGUUGUACAGGCCCUGCAGACUCACCCAGACCCAAAUGUCAAGUCCUACUUCACCAUUGGUGCCGUCACAGUGUGUGUGGAGCCCCUGAGCUGCUACAUGGAGCACAGAUUUCUCUUUCCUAAAUGUCUUGACCAGUGUUCACAAGGCUUGGUGAAUAAUGUGGUCUUUACCAGUCACACGAUGGAGCAGAGGCACCCUCUCCUUGUUCAGCUGCAGGCCCUCAUCAGGGCUGCCAACCCUAGUGCAGCCUUCAUUCUUGCAGAAAAUGGGAUGGUUACAAGGAAUGAAGACAUUGAGCUGAUUCUCUCAGAAAACAGUUUUUCAAGUCCCCAGAUGCUACGUUCUCGAUACUUAAUGUUUCCGGGCUGGUAUGAAGGUAAAUUUGAUUCCGGAUCCGUCUUUCCACUAAUGGUUCAGAUCUGCGUGUGGUUUGACCGACCUCUGGAGAAAACCCGCUUUGUGACCAAGUGUAAAGCAAUUCAGUCUUCCAUCAAGCCAAGUCCCUUCUCUGGAAAUAUCUACCACAUCCUUGGCAAAGUGAAGUUUUCAGAUUCUGAAAAGACCAUGGAAGUCUGCCACAACACUUUGACCAAUUCCUUGAGCAUUGUGCCGGUUUUGGAGGGACCCACUCCACCCCCCAACUCAAGAAGCACACCUCAAGACAGUGGGCAGCCAGAAUGCUACCUUGUGUUCAUUGGCUGCUCCCUGAAGGAAGACAGCCUCAAAGACUGGCUACGACAGUCAGCUAAGCAGAAGCCUCAGAGGAAAGCUCUGAAAACCAGGGGAAUGCUGACCCAGCAGGAGAUCAAGAACAUCCACGUGAGUGGCCUGCCCUAGCUUCCCCUCAGUGGCUUGUCCUAGAUCUGUAGUGCUGUCUUGGGUUCCUAGGGUAAGGGACUAUUUGUGGGAUGUCCUGGCAUGCUUGCUUCUCUCAGGACACAAAGGGAAGCUGGUCAAGAAGCUAACCCUGUAGCUUCAGUAAAUGGAGAGGCCACGUGUGCUGUGACCUGUCAAUGAGAUGGAAGAGAUCUGGUACCUGUAAGAGGACUGCAUAAUGGGAGGCCUGGCCUGCCCACCCUGCCCAAGUAGUUCUACAAGAUCUCUGCUUAAGAUAUAUCACACAGGGGGCCGGAGAGAUGGCUCAGGGGUUAAGAGCACUAGGUGCUCAUCCGGAGGACCUGAGUUCAGUUCCCAGCACCCACAUGGCAGCUCACAACUGUCUGUAACUCCAAUUCCAGGGGAUCUGACACCUUCACACCAAUGCACAUAAGAUAAACUUAAAUAAAUUAUUUUUUUAAAAAAAAGAUAUAUAACACAGAAGUCAGCUGAGGCUCAGAAGAAAGCCAUGCAGACAGCUGUUCAUGGGAAGGGAUCCUACGGGAUCUUAAGGUCAAAAUGAGAUUUCCUGGGUGAGCGUUACUCAUAGCAGACUGACCCCUAAGCCUCUUUUCCUCAAGCCCCAUAAUAGGCCAUCACUAGUCCCAAUGUUUGUGCAUCAUACCUGGUGCUCGUAGAAGCCAGAAAAGGGUGUCAGAUCCUGAACUGCAGUUACAGAUGGUUGUGAGCUACCACCCUGUGGGCGCUUGGAAUUGAACCUGGAUCCUCUGAAAGAACAGCUGGUACUCUAAACUAUUGAGCUACCUAUGCGUUAGUUAGUUGGCCUGGAACUUACUAUGUAGACCAGGCUAGCCUCAAACUCCUAGAGAUCCACAUACUUCUGCUUUCAGGGUGCUGAGAUUAAAGGUGUGGGCCACCAUGCCCAGCUCUGUUUAUUUUUUUUGAAUGAAUAAAUGAUAAAAAGUUGUCAGAUAAUUCAACAGGAUUCUUUUCCAACAGGUGAAACGCCACUUGGAUCCCCUACCUGCAGGCUACUUUUACAAUGGCACCCAGUUUGUUAACUUCUUUGGGGACAAGACCGAUUUUCACCCACUCAUGGACCAGUUCAUGAAUGAUUAUGUGGAGGAGGCCAAUCGGGAGAUCGAGAGGUACAACCGUGAGCUGGAGCAGCAGGAGUACCGUGACCUCUUUGAACAGAAGCCCUAAAGAAAGCUGGGCCUGUGCCCACCAGAGAUGAAUGAAUGAAUGGGUGUCCAUCUUUCCUGAGGCCCCUCCUGAAGGGGCUGUCUCUGUCCUCCCUGGCCUGUGCCUGCCAUAGUACAUGUUGUCUUUGUUCUCUCUUCUCUCUGCAUCCUGCAAGGCAUUGUGUGUACCACUGAGUGGGGCUGUGCACAGGACGGGCAGCUAGCACCUCCCUGUGGGCCAGCAGCUCCGGUGUCUGAUAGACUCUCCCUUGGACUGCUGAACACCAUGGGAGGCUGAGGAGAAGGAAGCCUUUGGCUUGCACAGUAGAUCUGCUGGGAUUCAAAGGACCUCUGGUUGCCUAAACAGUGGCCAGGCAGAGAUCCACAAUGCUUUCUGGAUGAGAGCACUUUUGUGGGAUGAAUGGAAGCUGAUCGGAUGCUUUCUGGAAGUGUGAGGCUCCUGAGUUAAUAGCAGCAUUCCCAUGGGCCUGGUCCUAGAGCUCCCCGGUGGCAUCACUUCGGUCUCUAAUUCAGAGACAAGAGCAGGCCUGCUGCCCAAGCCCUGGCAGUGCCUCACCUCCCGGUCAAGGUGAAUAUCCUGCAACUGGUUGUCUUGGGCCCAAGGUCUCAUCAUUUGGGGGAAGGCUGUUGGUCUCUGACACCCAGCCUCCUCACCCCCGUCAUGGAAGGCAAUACAUUUCAGAAAACCUCCCCUGAAACUGCCCCUGGAUUUGUUUACUUGGUUCCUGAGGACCAGGAAUUUCAAGAAUUCAGAUGUCCAAAUUAGAAUCCCCUCCAGUGGUUUUUUUUUUUUUUUUUUAUUGGACCAUACAGCAGAGGUAAACUAAUUUGCGUCCCAAGACUGACCUUCCUAAGGUCACUAAAGGGGAUGUCUACUAGGACUUGAGUGCCUCUGCUGCUUGGGCUAUACGUGUUUUCUGAGUUUCAUGAACUUUUUGCAUGCCUUAGGAAGAAGCACAUAGGUUAAGCCAGCAUCGUGUUCUGUAAUGUAGAGAGGCUUUUGAGGAAGGGCCCUGGCACAGUGGAGAGGUGAGGUGGAUGGAGCACAUGGAGUCAAGUGCCUGGUAACGGAGCUCUUGGUGCAAAAAGCAAAGUAAUAAUCAAGGCUUGUCAAUAAAAUAUACUUGUAUUAUGAAAAAAAUUGAAGCCAAAAAAAGCAAAUUACAAGUAUCAUUGGAUAAAAAAUCUUGCAUUAAGAAAAGCUCGUGAGAAAGGCACAUACGCUCCAAUCCCAGCUCCAAGAUACACUGGUGACAGGGCCCUCCUGUUGAGCUCCAGUCCGGAAAUCCCUGACUCCUGGCUGGGGUUCAGUAGCAUAGAUCUUAAGUGCAAUUGAUUAAUAAGCAAUGAGUUACUACAGCUCCUUUAUCUUCACCAAGCUCUUUUUAAAAACUAAAAUUUGAGCUAGCAGCCUUAUAAAGGGAAAGGGGGACCACAAAGCUAUUUCAUUUCCUUUGGGGGCGGGGGGAACCACAGGCCAUUUCAUUUCCUGCAGGGUUACUGUGAAGUUUUCAGUGGAAGCUCCAGAUCAAGAGCUCUGACUGCUCUGGCCUGGCAGUCUGGCUGCUGCGCAAAAGCGUUUUUAAAGAGGGGUUGGGGCCACGCUAUGUGGUGAACUUGGUUUCUGACCAUUGUCCAUAGAAAUGUGCUUUCACCAGCCUGCCCCACUGCCCCGUUCCUCUUACGAGGGAAAACUGAUUACCUCAACUUGAAUAUAAAACUGUGGUUUUGAAGAAAAGGCAGAACAUUCAGAAGUUCUUUGCCCCAAGAAGGCAAAGCUAGCUGAAGCCUCCGGUUAGAUACUCCCUAGCCUACUGGGAGUCUGGAGGGGCCCAGCAACCACACACUGUGAGUUCUUUGAGGACUAGCAGGGGACCAUGCUUCUCCUGUGCUGCUCCCUACAACCUGCCGUCUCUUGACUUUGACUGUGGAAUUCAGCAUCCCCUUGAUUCAUCUGGGUCCAAGAGUGUGCUCUGAGGCUAUCUCCAGAGGAGAGCCAUGAUACUGCUUCAGCCUCUAAUCUUGGACGUGGAUAGGUAUCAGGGACCCAGCAGGGAUCGUAGGGAUCAGUUUCCAGGACAGGCAGAGUCCUCCAGGGGCUUACAUGCUUUCUACCAGCAUUCCUGUUAGCAGCUUCAGUUUGAUCACCGGAGUGAGUGUGAGAGUGGUGAGGUCACUGAAGUUAUGGGUUGUUUUGUUUCAUGUGGGAGUUCCCCUUCUUGACUGGAGGGAGGAAGCAAAUACUGGAGGCAAGUUAGCCCCACCAAGCCCUCAGGCUUUUGACCUGAGGCCUGGGUACUAGCCCUUUAGGCUGUGAUCAAUACAAAUGUCCCUCCUAAAUCCUCUUAGGAUUUUGGAGAAUUUUUGCACAGUAAUAAGCUCUGGCUUCUCAAAAGGGAAGAGUUCAACUCAAAGACUGUAACUGUAAGUAUUCCAGCCAUGCUGCUGACUAGUUGGAUAGCUGUACCUCAAAACACUAGGUGGGAAGCGGCUUUCUCAUUGUCCGUGGUGGAAUACUAAUGGAGGAGCUCGCUUACGUGCCAAAAUUCACUUUUGUACUAGUUCCCAAUGCUUUAAUAUUUGUAACUUAAAUUUUAAAAUUCAUAUUUACAAACACUACUAUAACUUCAGUGAAACUGAAUUGUGUGAUUGAAGCUUUUUGCUUAUUAUAGUAUUUAUUACACUACUUAAUUCAGUAAAUAUAUAAAAGUAGCCUUCAAUUUAUUUUUAUAUUAUUUUACAUGUUUUUAUCUGCAGUUGUGUCUGUGAAUUUCCCUUGGAGAUUAAGAUGUAACGCUAAGGACCAAUAAACUCACUCAAUAAGUUGC